This is a messenger RNA of Oncorhynchus kisutch (coho salmon), 1285 nucleotides long. RefSeq lists its product as uncharacterized. NCBI's taxonomy places the organism in Eukaryota, Metazoa, Chordata, Actinopteri, Salmoniformes, Salmonidae. The transcript has 6 exons. Gene Ontology annotation, biological process: response to bacterium. The coding region runs from base 51 to 1145 and encodes 364 amino acids. The record is from RefSeq and is a predicted model, not a curated record.
GAAAAAUACACCCAUAACCCUCUGAUUCUCACUCUCAUCUGACACACAGGAUGACUAGUCUACACAUGAGAAGCUAUCAUCAGAGAAGGAAUUAUACAAUAACCCAACUGUUUCUCAUAUUUUUACUGAUGUUUAAAACAGGGUCUCUUGCUAAAAUCAGCCAGAGCGAUGUCUUAAAGACUUUCCUGGCUGGAGACAGAGUUCAUUUGGAAUGCCUCACGUCAGAAGAAGAUGGCAACUACUACAACUGGAUCAAGAUAAUAAUAGGACAAGCCCCAGUAUUAAUUCUGUCUCUUUACACUCACGCCAAUACUGCAAAGUUCUUUGGAGAGUUUAACAACCCCCGGUAUAUGGCAACGAAGAAUGGACCCAGUUUUGUGCUGACUAUUUCAGAUGCUAGACCAUCAGAUAUGGGGAUGUAUUACUGUGCUACACGCGAUUACGAUGCCAUGAUCUUCGGGAAGGGUGUGUUUCUGAUGUAUGGGGAUGUAGAUUCCAGGAACCAGCAUCUUACUCAGCAGUCUGAGUCUGUCCAGCCAGGAGACUCUGUGACUUUGAACUGUACAAUACACACUAAGACCUGUUCAGGAGAUCACAGUGUCUAUUGGUUCAGACAUAGUUCAGGAGAAUCCCAUCCAGGAAUCAUUUACACCCACGGAGACAGGAGUGAUCAGUGUGAAAAGAGCCCUGUGGCUGGGUCUCCUACACAGAGCUGUGUCUACAACCUCCCCAAGAGGAAACUCAGCCUCUCUGAUGCUGGGACUUACUACUGUGCUGUGGCCUCAUGUGGGGAAAUACUGUUUGGGAACAGGACCAAGCUGGAUGUUGGAGGCCCUGCUGAUCUGGUGGAUCCCAAGCUCCUGGCUCUAAUCGUAUCCAACAUCUUGAGCUUGAUCGCAGUCGUUGUCCUCAUCUGUGUGAGAAGGAAGAAAGGUUUGCCUCAACAUCCUCAAAGUGGUGUUACAGCCCCUUCCUGUCCUGACAAGGAGAGAGAUGAGGGAGAGGAGCUGAACUAUGCUGCCAUAAGUUUCUCCUCGAGGAAGACCAAGAGGAGAGCAGAACCAGAGAGACAGACCAGAGCGACGGACAUGAAUGUGGUUUACUCUGGAGUGAAAGGUCAUCAUGAGUGGAACUGGGAUUCAUGAUUUAUAAUGCAAUAGUUUUAGAAUGCAAUUAUAUAAUGCCAUUUAGAGUGAAUUGUAAAAGUAAUAUGCUGUGAACAUAAUUAACAGAAAUUCUGCUAAAUAUUUUAAUAAACUUUAAAAUAUAUCUAUAUUUAAGAUGA